This is a messenger RNA of Pseudopodoces humilis (Tibetan ground-tit), 1947 nucleotides long. It is a transcript of the gene CCDC83, whose product is annotated as coiled-coil domain containing 83. The record is from RefSeq and is a predicted model, not a curated record. NCBI's taxonomy places the organism in Eukaryota, Metazoa, Chordata, Aves, Passeriformes, Paridae.
UAUAAAAAAUGGAAGAGAGUAAGAAAAAGAAGAAACCAGAAGAGCAAGUUCAAGAGCCUGAAUCAGAUUUACCAGAAGCCUUAUUAGAAUAUCACAUUGUUGCAAAAGAAAGAGCAAUUGAACGGGUUUUGUUUCAUCUGGAAGGACUGGAAGAAAAGAUCAAAGAAAAUCUUAAAAAUAAUGUUGCUCUGAAGGAAGAGCAGAAAGUGCUUAUCUGGCGCUUAGUAAGGCAAAUAGAAGAAAAGGAGAAAAAACGAGAUGAGAAGGAGGUUGUAACCAGGGAUGAUGUGGAAAGGUCACUGAAAGAAGUUUUUCAGUUUGUGAAGGACAAAGAGCAACUCCUUCAAAAUCUACGCUCCCAAAUUGAAGAAACUAAGAAAAAAAUUUCAGAAAAGCAAAGUGAGAGAGAUUAUUGGUUGGAGUACAAAAAUGUUGGAAGUAAAAUACAUGCUGAGAGGAUUAGCAGUCUGGAAAAAGACAUUGUGGAAGUCAAAUAUGAACUUGAAAGAACUGAAGAAUAUUAUAGAGAAGCUUUGAAGGUUGUGAGAGAAGAAAAUCAGAAACUGUUUGACAGGCACAUGAAAUUACUCAGUGAAGAAGCUCUUAAGAAUGCUGUGAGAUACUUAGACAAAAACUGUCGGAGAGAGAUUGAAGAGAAUGAGUGGCUAAAAGAAGAGGUUAAAAUCUACCAAAAGGAAGAAAGUGAUUUGAAAGCUUCUGUCCAGCUCCUGGAAGAAGAAAAUACCACUUUAUUGGCAAAACUGAUUGAUAUCAAACUGCAGCAUCUAAGAGUAUCAGGGCAUUUGUUUCUUACAAAGGGAGCUGGUUUGCAAGAACUUUCUAAGGAUGCAAUGGAAAGGGAAAACAGAGAAUAUGCAGCAAAGACAGAUGGAAAGAGCCUCAGAAGUGCCUUUCGAAAGAUUCAGUCUAAAACAGAUUAUGAGAAGUCUCAAGAGAGUGAUGAAAAGCUGCAGAAAAAAUUUUUCACUCCAGCCCUGGACAGCUUGUUGUAUGAAGAUGAAGAAGAGUUCCAGGCAUACUCAAAACUGGGACCUCUGAAGAGAAAGCUGUAUGUGGUUGGAAAAGCUGUGCCUACUUGUAAGGAACCAGAAGAAAUGUCAAGGAGGAGCCACAGAGAAGAGGACACUGUUGGUAAAUCAGAUGGACAUAUUACAGCUAAGAUGAUCAAGGCCUUAUUUAAGGAAAAUGUUGAUGAAAACUAGACAAGCUGUGCUCUUGACAAAGAAAUGUAACAUUCUCAAUUCAUUAAAUAUUUGCUCUCUUCUGUGCAGCAUGGGGCUUUGAGGAAACUAUUUUAGAAUGCCUGAAUCAUGGUUUUAAGUUUCAUGAGAGGUAUGCCUGUGUGCAGAGGCUAAUUGAAAGGUUCCUUUCCUUACCGCUGCAAGACAUCUUGUGCACUUUUUGGGGUAUUCAGUCCACGUAGCAGCAUAUCUAUCUAAAAGGUCAGAACUAAUGUUUAAUUUGUGCUGUCCCCACUUGCAGAUAUGGAAUUCCCUCUUGAUCAGACAGUGGAUGGGUAAAUGCAGGCUGCCAUAAAACACAGAACUGUUACAAAAUACUUAGUGCUCUGCUAAAGCAGAAUUAAUUUAUGCAAGCAUAAUUCAACUAUUGCUAUAAUAUGCUUUUUUAUCUGUCUCCACAAGACCUCUACUUAAAUACAUUGAAAUAAACAAAAAUUAAUUUAAAAACAAUUUAAAACCAGCAUAAAAAUCUCUAAGGUCUUAAAUAUUUUGUUUGUUUAGAAUUGGCCAAAUAUACUGUGUAAGCCCAUAUCCUUGGUUUGUGGCUGGUCUCUUUGAAGUGCAUUGAUGAAGUGGGAGGUUCCCUCUGGACACCCUUUCAGCAGGACACAACGGGUCCUUCCCACAUGUAGGCUCUGACUUGUGCAUUUCCUCAUUAGAAACUUGUGACAGCAUUGAAUAAUCU